AUGAAAAAUAUUCUUUAAAUCGUUUUACAGCAGAUAAAGUUAAUAAAAAAUUUAAUUGAGGGGAUCAUGGCUCAGAAUAAAAAGAGCAUCCUAGCGAAUAAGACGAUGUAGUAGGGACAUACAUAUAUAUUGGGUUAGCCAUAGAAACGAGAAUCGAAUGAUAAUGUACGAACGAAUCAUCAGACUCAACUGGUUAAUAAAAUUAGAUGCUUGAUUAUAAUUGAUACCUUCUUGAAGAAAGAAGAAUUCCACUCUACUCUGAACAGGAUAGGUGGAGGGAAUAACUCUAUUCUAUCAAUUUUAGUAUCAUUUUAACUGAGAUAGAAAUUUCUAGAACUAAAAACACACGUCAUAUUAUUAUAAGAAGUGAAUUAACAGAUAAAGUAAGAGUUGAUGGAUUAGGUUACAGAUGACAUACAAAAGAUAGGAAUGGGAAACUACUUGCAGUGGCAGUAAUUAAAAACCUAAUUACAAAGAGGAGAUAAGAUUUAGAAAUCAAAAACUCAAUUUUAGUUUAAAUUUUUUUUGGUGGAAGAUUUUCUCUAUUAGUUGAAUCAAAACGAUAAACAACAGAAAAAAAAGAAUAAAGAACAGUAUUGAAUAAGAUGCAAAUGCAUGCUUUCAUAUUAGGAGGAAACUUAAAUGAUACAAUUGGAAAGAAAGAAACAUUAAAUUACGAUGUAGUAAGUAAAAAAAGG
Molecule: messenger RNA, 698 nt
Organism: Paramecium sonneborni
Lineage: Eukaryota; Ciliophora; Oligohymenophorea; Peniculida; Parameciidae
Source: the annotation of a GenBank genome assembly